AUGGCUAGCCAUCUCGUCGUCCUUCUCCUCAGUAUCCACGGAGUCCUCGCCUCUGAAGGCCCUGUUGUAGAUCUUGGGUAUGCGGUUUACCAGGGAUCUUUGCAAGAGGGAUCUUCGGUUCUGUACAAUUUCUCCAACAUCAGAUUCGGUGAACCGCCGAUAGGUGAUCUUCGAUUCGCGAAACCUAUUGUUCCUAAAGGACGUAACGUGACAGUAGACAAAGGAGAAGUUGGCAGAAUUUGUCCCCAAGCGAUGGCCGCUUGGGAAGUAUACACUUUGUUCACAGGGCCAGACUUUCUGAGUGGCAAGAUCUCAACUCUGACCGAAGAACAAAGAUACGCCCUCAAAGAGCCCUCAGAUUUGAAGAUACCGAUAGACCCCAGGGAGACAGAAGAUUGUCUCUUUCUCGAUGUUAUCACGCCCGUUGAGACUUUCGAAAACUCAGCGAAGAGAUUGGCACCGGUGAUAUUCUGGCUCUCAGGAGGUGGGUAUACUACCGGUGAGAAGGGCUGGUUCGACCCCGCGGGUCUCAUCAAAGCGAGUUAUCCGUCGAGUCCGGAAGGCUUGGUCUUUGUUUCUGCAAACUAUCGACUUGGUGCUCUUGGAUGGCUUGCUGGAUCGAAACUGGACCCCGGUAAUGACGUGAAUCGACCCGGUACUGAUGAUGUGUUACUGAUGCGGAGUUCAGAGACGAUGGUAGCCAAUGCGGCACUUUACGACCAGAGACUGGCGCUUGAAUGGAUCCAAGAGAAUAUCCAUCAGUUCGGCGGCGAUCCAACUCGUGUUACUAUCAUGGGCGAGUCAGCUGGAGGUUUGUCUUUCUGGUCCAUGGAGGCGAGCUUCAACACUGACUGGAACUUGACAGGUGCCAGUAUUUAUCAUCAUCUGACCGCCUUUGGAGGUAAAGAUGAAAGAACACUCUUCCAGAGGGCGAUCCCUCAGAGCACUGGCUGGGUUCAUAUCGCGGAUGAUAAACUCGAGAAUGAUGUUGUUGACAAGUUCCUCGCUCUUGCAAAGGUUUCGGAUCUGGAAGCGGCUAGGAAACUGUCAACUGAAGACGUUCAAAAGGCUAACCGGCUUCUGAUCUCAAACUCUGCUUGGGGAACAAGUACUGCAGGCCCAUUUGUGGAUGGGCUGUACGUACCAGAGAACCCGGAUAAGCUGUUUGCAGAAGGGAGGCAUAUCCAGAAUGUAGAUCUGUUGAUUGGCUUCAACGAAGAUGAAGGACUGAUCUUCACAUCUCCAGAGUCAAGUGACGAUGCUGGGUACCGCAAGUUUCUGGAGUCAACAUACUCGAACGCCAGCCCCGAGACACUUGACCAUAUCGAGAAGACGCUCUACCCACCAGUGUUUGACGGAAGCCAUGGGUACACCAAUCAAACGGAUCGCGCCUCCAUCACAAAGGCCGAGUCAGAGUUCACCUGUAAGUAUGGGUACCUGCAGGCCGCGUACGGAAGCAGAGCCAAGAGCUACCGUUUCAACGUCUACCCCGGCCUUCACGGCAGCGAGAUGCACUAUACCUUCUACAAUGGUCCGGAUCGGAAUCCAGAGGCCGAUGAAGCUAUUGCUGUUGGGUUUCAAGAGCUUUUGACGAGCUUCGCGGUCACAGGGAACGCGACUUCGCUGGCGGCUCCUCAGGGGGUACCGGUGUACGGGGAUGAGAGGCGUAUGCUUUAUAUCGGUAACGAGGGCUUCGGUAUCGCGACGGAUGAGACUGUUCCAGAGCGCUGCAAAUUCUGGCAGAGUGGGAUUUAUCUUUGA
Molecule: messenger RNA, 1761 nt
Organism: Fusarium fujikuroi IMI 58289
Lineage: Eukaryota; Fungi; Ascomycota; Sordariomycetes; Hypocreales; Nectriaceae
Product: related to carboxylesterase type B
Exons: 5
Coding region: 1-1761 (586 amino acids)
Source: RefSeq, a predicted model, not a curated record